AUGGCAGCAUAUUAUCUGCUGCUGGUGGCUGCAGCCCUGUCUGUGCUGUCAUCGACUGAGGCCGGUUGCUACCGUGGCCGUCCCAAGCCCGUCAUCCCUCCUGAGCUGUACCACUGGAACGAUGAGCCAACCACGCUGUUGGCAGCGAGGCACCUUCCUCGCAGAUUUGACUGGUCUGAUGUGGAUGGGCAAAACCUGAUUGUGUCCUCCUGGGGCCAGCAUCAGCCCAUCUACUGCGGGAGCUGCUGGGUGCAUGGCACUCUCUCCAUGGUUCAGGACCGGCUAAAAAUCAGCAAGAAGGGGAAGGGCCCAGAUGUGAUGCUGGGACGGCAGUCACUGCUGAACUGCGCAGCAUAUGAGGGCAUGGGAGCAGGCUGCGAUGGUGGCGACCCCAUAGAUGUCUUCCGCUACAUGGCCAAGUUUGGGCUUCCUGACGAGAGCUGCAACACGUACAGCGCCACGGAUCACACCAAGUUUGACCAGUCCCUGAAGCACUGUCCGCUCGGGGCUGUCUGUCGGAAUUGCAUGCCGCUGAAUGAUACCGCAGACACCUGCUGGGCUGUCAAGUCCCCCAUCCUGUACAAGGUCAAGAGCUGGGGCAAGAUCGAAACUGCCCACAAGUCUGAGCAGGAGUCUGCGAUGAUGUCAGAGAUCUACCAGCGGGGCCCCAUUGUGUGCUCAAUCUCCACGCCCGAAGAUUUCACAUACGGAUACCGCGGCGGCAUUUACAAGGACCCCCUCAACUACACCAGGGAGACUGUUGACCACAAUGUGGAGGUGACCGGCUGGGGUGAGGAGCACGGCGUGCCGUUCUGGAUUGUGCGCAACUCGUGGGGCACCUUCUGGGGCGAGAUGGGCUUCUUCCGCAUCGAGCGCGGCAUCAAUUCCCUCUUCCUGGAGGACAGCGACUGCUGGUAUGCCGAGCCGGAGCAUGAGAUGGAGGAUGAGGUGGAGGAUGGCGAGCUGGUGGGCAGCAUGUAUGGCGUGCUCGACGCCAAGAGCGAGCAGGGCAGCGAGCGUGAGAGCACCACAGCCGCGCCCAGCAAGCUGGAGAGGGCGCUGGACAAGGUCCGCCUGGAGAUCCAGAAGCAGCUGAAGCUGGCAGACAACACGGCGGUGCAGGUAGCUGCGGCGGAGGCUGCGGACGCGCUGCAGAAGAUUGGCGCGACGCUGAGCGGGCUCAAGGCGUCCACCGCUGACCAAGCCGCUUCGUAGGCUGGCUUGUGGCUCCGGACAGGAGUAUUGCUUGAUCUGUUCUGAUACCUGUUUCAUGAAUGAUGACAUGCGCACGAUGCAAGUGCCUGUGGGUACUGGGUUUGAUUACAAAAUGAUCUUCCCUUGAAUCAACCUACUUAUCUACUAUACUAGUUGACUCGAAGCUGCAAUCUUGACUUUCUCGAUUACAGAAGGCCAGAACAACAAUUUCCUUUAUUUUAUGGUGACAUUCAUGAAGGCAGCAUCUUUCAUUAAGUUUUUGCCUCAAAAAUUUGCAAUCUCCGUUUGUGUGAGGGAGGAAAUUAUGAGGGCUUGAUGCCUCGUGUAAUACAAUGCACGGC
This is a messenger RNA of Coccomyxa subellipsoidea C-169, 1556 nucleotides long. Its product is annotated as cysteine proteinase. The record is from RefSeq and is a predicted model, not a curated record. Gene Ontology annotation, cellular component: lysosome. The transcript has 6 exons. Gene Ontology annotation, molecular function: cysteine-type endopeptidase activity. The coding region runs from base 1 to 1215 and encodes 404 amino acids. NCBI's taxonomy places the organism in Eukaryota, Viridiplantae, Chlorophyta, Trebouxiophyceae, Coccomyxaceae.